UGCGGUUUGGAACGUAGCCUGAAUAGUGCACAUAGAUGCGCAUGCGCAUGUCUGAGUACAAUACGGAAGUGAUAUCGCUAUAUAACUGAAUGUUGUUUCUCUUCACAAUCGAGGGAAGAUUAUAUUUACAUGAGGUGACAUGUAUUUGGGACAGAUAGAUAAUUUAGUUCAUUAAGGCUGUCAGAUCGCCUUUACAACUGCAGUCCGUUUUUGGACUGAAGGAGGGUAAUAAGAAGAGAAAAUGCCAGCUCGGAACACUGUUACGGGUGGACUUCCCAACAGCAAAGUGAGAUACUCCAAACUAGCCAGUGAUGAUGACGGCUACAUUGACCUUCAGUUCAAGAAAAGCCCACCCAAGGUCCCAUAUAAGGCAAUUGCCCUGGCUGCUGUUCUUUUUCUCAUCGGCUCAGUUUUAAUCACCAUUGGAGCUCUGCUCUUAGCAGGACACUUUGAAGUUCAAGAUCACCGUGAGCGCACUAUACCGGUCCUCAUCAUUGGAAUUCUGGUCUUCAUUCCAGGAUUCUACCACUUGCGUAUUGCCUACUAUGCCUAUAAGGGUUACCGAGGCUACUCUUACGAUGACAUCCCAGACUUUGAUGACUGAGUAACAUGGAACAAUGUUUUACCAGUGUUUAUAACUGAUCUCUGAAGAAAAAGUCUCCUCCUGUAUCUGCAGCCACAGCUUCAGUCUAGAGAGGCUUGCAUUUGUACUACAUGAACUUUUUCAUAUUGCAUCUGGAAAAAAGGUGGGUAACUUGAGCCUCAAGAAUCCAAUAUAUGGAUUUAUAUUCCAUAUUUCAGAAAUGGAAAAAAUUUGUUUGUAGCAUUUGUGAUGCUAUGCUGACAUGUACUCAUCUUUAGUGAUGAUUAAAAUUGAGGUGAGAGUAAGCAAGCUAUUUGAAAUGUAUAGAUAUUUGUCUGUUCAACUUUUUACUGUUGUUUUAGAUGUGUUACUACUGUAGAAUAGGUUCUUAUGGGGAACAGAAUCCUGUCAUCAUCCCUGGAUCAGACAGAGCUCUGUUAGAUCAAACUGCUUUAAAGUCAAUUGAAUAGCAAUAAAUCAUGACUAGACCCGCCUAUGACUGUGGUUUCCUGCUGAAUCGCUAGUACUGAUUUCAUGAUUUGUCUUUAUUACCAUGUAAUAAAUCUCAGAGUUUUGAUCUGUUUAAAACCCUGUUGACCAUGUGUGAGAAAUGUAUCAUUCUGUAUUUAUUUAGCAUUCACUCCAUUCAGUUCAUGUGUUUCCUCUUCAUUGUAAUCAGUUAAUAUCUAUAUCAAAGUAAGUUGCUAAGUAAUUCUACAUAGUAAACAAAUACCUCUGGAGUAAAAGUUGCCCACUUUGGAAUUUGCUAAAAAAGCAUAAUAAAGAUAUAAAGAGA
Pangasianodon hypophthalmus (striped catfish) is the source of this 1379-nucleotide messenger RNA. RefSeq names its product transmembrane protein 230b (gene tmem230b). Gene Ontology annotation, biological process: synaptic vesicle transport. The coding region runs from base 242 to 604 and encodes 120 amino acids. NCBI's taxonomy places the organism in Eukaryota, Metazoa, Chordata, Actinopteri, Siluriformes, Pangasiidae. Gene Ontology annotation, cellular component: synaptic vesicle; endomembrane system. The transcript has 4 exons. The record is from RefSeq and is a predicted model, not a curated record.